UCUCACGAUCCUCAGGCUCCUCAGCCGCUUACAGCAGCUCAUCUGUAGUAGUCCCAGAAGAAGGGAACAAUUUAGAUAUUGUCUUCAGCCCUUGUCCGGGACUUAGACAGUUUUUUUAAGCUUGUAGAAGAGGUGGAGAGAAGUGCUCAUCGUUCCUUUUGCAAUUAGAAGAACGUCCGACAAAAAAGAACAUCAAGAUGAUGGCCGUAGCCGCAGCCCAGAAGAACAGGGAGAUGUUCGCCAUUAAGAAGUCUUACAGCAUUGAGAAUGGGUACCCAGCCAGGAGAAGGUCCUUGGUAGAUGAUGCUCGCUUUGAAACCGUGGUAGUGAAGCAGACCAAGCAAUGCGUCCUCGAAGAGGCCAGGCUCCGCACCAAUGAAAAUGCUGAACCUAUUACUCAACUAGCUCAACACAACAAGCAAGAUGAAAUCAAAAAACCCGUUGAAAUCAAGGAACAACACGUUGAACACAAACGCGCAGAAAUAGACGAAGAGAACAAGGAAAACGUCUGUGAAAAUGUACGAGCACCUCCAGCCCCUACUAAAUCAGACGCCGGAUUGACUGAGGAGGAAGUCAUUCUGAGCAAUGCUGCCAACGAAAGCAAGGAAGCAGCAGAUUCCGCGCAAAGAGCUGCUCUUGUCGUCAAACUUCGAGAGGGUAUUGGCUCUCUGGCAAGGAUCCUCAAGACCGUCGAAGUUAACAAGGGCACUAUCGUUCAUUUGGAGUCAAGGCCUUCCAAGGUGAGCGGUGUCCAAUUUGACGUCUUAAUCAAAGUGGACAUGUCCCGCCAGAACCUUCUUCUCCUUAUCAAGACAUUGAGGCAGAGUUCCUCACUGGGAGGAAUCACUCUCCUCGCUGACAACUCCAUCGAUAUCAAGAACCCAUGGUUUCCAAAACACGCCAGGGAACUCGACAACUGCAAUCACCUGAUGACCAAGUACGAACCAGAAUUGGACAUGAACCAUCCUGGAUUCGCUGACAAAGUUUACAGGGAAAGGCGAAGGGUCAUCGCCAACAUUGCUUUCGAUUACAAAUAUGGUGACCCAAUCCCAAAAAUCGACUACACCCCAGAGGAGACUUCAACCUGGACUGCAGUGUUCAACACUGUCAUGGAACUGAUGCCAAAGCACUUCUGCAGGGAAUACCAAGCAGCUUUUGCCAAGCUUCAGAAUGAAGGAAUCUUCCGUCCAGACAGAAUCCCACAAUUAGAAGAGAUGUCUGCCUUCCUCAAAAAACACACCGGAUUUACGCUAAGACCAGCUGCUGGACUUUUGACAGCUAGAGAUUUCUUGGCAAGUCUCGCUUUCAGGGUCUUCCAGAGCACCCAAUACGUCAGGCAUACAACAACACCAUUCCACACUCCAGAACCUGACUGCAUUCACGAACUUCUGGGACACAUGCCACUGCUUGCCGAUCCAAGCUUUGCGCUAUUCUCCCAGGAAAUAGGACUCGCCUCCCUUGGCGCUUCCGACGAGGAAAUCGAAAAACUUUCUACUGUGUACUGGUUCACCGUUGAAUUCGGUCUCUGCAAGGAGCACGGCAAGGUGAAGGCUUAUGGAGCUGGACUCCUCUCAAGCUACGGCGAACUGCUUCAUGCCGUUUCCGACAAGCCAGAACACAGGCCAUUCGAACCCUCAACCACUGCAGUACAGCCCUACCAAGAUCAGGAAUACCAGCCAAUCUACUUCGUAGCAGAAAGCUUCGAAGAUGCUAAGGAGAAAUUCAGGCGCUGGGUGUCAACCAUGUCCCGACCUUUCGAAGUUCGUUUCAACCCACACACCGAAACUGUUGAGGUUUUGGACUCUGUUGACAGACUUGACAACCUCGUAUCCCAAAUGAACCUCGAAAUGCAACACCUCACUAUUGCUCUUACCAAACUCAGGACAACCUUCGGUUAAGCGACUUCCUCCUAUUAAAUUACCCUGAUAUUUUCAAAUGUAAUGAAACCUAUUUUAGGAUAUUGUAUAUUUUGAAAGCUUAAGUUUAUUUUAUGGUAAAUAAUUAUAUAUUUAUGAUGUAAAUAGAAAAAAAAAUGGAAAACUUUUAUUUAUAUACUUGAAAAAACAAAAAAAAAAUGACUUGUACACCAUAUGUGUUUAUUUCAAGCGAUUGUGUUCUAAUAAGUAUUAUAUAUAUCUUUUACGAACAGUAUUAUUAUAUUUCCAUUAAACGUGAUAUUACAAUGUAUGUUAAAGCUACAGUAUCGUAUAAAAUCUAUUACUAGUAUUGAUGUUUUAAAAUGAAAUUUAUUUAACUGAAAGUUCCUCUCUUCAGAUAUGUGCUAGAAAUUAUUGAACGUAUAACAGAAAUAUUUUUGAAAAAUUUGGUUCUUGUAUCAAAUUUGUAAAUUAUAUUUAUGUUAGAUAUUGUAGAAUAUGUAUUUAUUUUAUUCUGUAGAGAUGCUUCUAUGAUAAAUGUACUUAGCUCAAUGUAGACUAUACAAUUUAGAACUUUACUCUUAAUUUAAUCAUUCACUUUUUGUGGCUGUUGAGUUGAGCCUGUAAAACUAUGCUGUGAGACUAAUAAAUAUAAUGGC
This is a messenger RNA of Nezara viridula (southern green stink bug), 2536 nucleotides long. The record is from the annotation of a GenBank genome assembly. NCBI's taxonomy places the organism in Eukaryota, Metazoa, Arthropoda, Insecta, Hemiptera, Pentatomidae.